This is a messenger RNA of Apis dorsata (giant honeybee), 1766 nucleotides long. Its product is annotated as probable JmjC domain-containing histone demethylation protein 2C. The coding region runs from base 531 to 1766 and encodes 411 amino acids. The record is from RefSeq and is a predicted model, not a curated record. The transcript has 9 exons. Lineage: Eukaryota; Metazoa; Arthropoda; Insecta; Hymenoptera; Apidae.
CUGCUGCUGCUGGUGGCCGACCGUCCAAGGAAGAGAGAAGAAAGAGAGAAAGGAGAAGAGGAUCGUGCGCGCCUCAUGGCCCUGUUGUUUAUUGGCCCGUCGUGAUCACGAAGAGAAGAGAUCCGAGUGACUGUGCUCUUGUGUUUUGGUGAAAAAUAACGAAGUGGUGAUCGGUGCUCGAUUGUUCUUCUCUACGGUUCAGUGCUACGUGGGGUUUUCUUUUUUGGGGGAGAGGCACGCUCGCUGGAGGAUCGGAAUAGAGGAAAAGAGAACGGCACAGUUCGUGGGGGAGAGAGAAAGCGAGAUAGAGAGAAAGAGAGGGAGAGAGUGUGAGAGUGAGAGGGAAGAAUAGCAAGAUAGAAAUAGAGAUAGAGGUAGAAGAAGAGAGAGAGAGGGAGAGAAAGAGAGAGAGAAAGACAGAGUGAGAAGAAGAAGUAAACUUAUAGAGGAGAAGGAGAAAGGGUGAUUGGAAGACCCGGCUGGCGAUCCGAAUUCGCGGAUUCGACACGCCGCGGUUGCCGAUCCAUAAUAUGGCGUACAAGUUUCGCGAAGAGAUCGUGGGAAAGAGGUUUCUCUCGGUGAGUGGUUUCACCAAGCUAAAGGUGAAUAAGAUUAGUGAGUGGGGGUGGCGUGCGGGGGUAAUUCGUGCUGCCAGUCACAGGGAUAACAGCUGUCAUGAUCUUCAGAUCCUCGUAGAAUACGACGACGUAGAGUGGCAAAGGAGAGAAUGGCUAUCGCCCCACAGGGACGCGGUGUUCUCGUUCUUCUUAGUGGAAAAAGGGCUGUGCUGGGCCGAGCGACCUGAUCCAAGGCAUGCCAGCCUCAUCGCCAUCGAUCACCACAAUCACGCCAAUAAUAACCACCACCAUCACCGUAUCAACGGGAAACUCUUGAGGGGCGCCACAGCUGUCGCGAACACGGUCGCCUGGCCGGCUCUCACGUUUUAUCCCCUGGUGGCGCGUGCAGAGUUACCGGAAGACGCGAUGCCUCUCGAAUUCAUGCAAGAUCGAAGGCUGGACUUCGUCGAUUACUCGAAGCUGAAGCCGUUUACCGCUUCAACCGAGCCGUUGUUUCUGCAGCAGGACUGGGAGCUUACGAAAGGCUCGGUGCCUUGGGCGAGCGCUGUCAGGCGAUGGGCAGAGAUGCAGGACGGACAAAGGAUCCUGCUCACCACGCCGAGCGUUCUAGUCGGCUUCAGGGUCGAAGUUUAUCGAGCCGAGGGCACCACGCAAUGGUACACUGCCGUCAUCGUUGGUUACAACGAGUCCACCAAGGACCUGACUGUCACCGAUGACACAGUUCUCGAGGACCACAACGAGGACCCCAGCUUAGUACAAAUGCGGUUGAUUGGCGACGGAGUCGUCGAGAGCAUCAUGAGAGGCGAGGUCGUCGGCAUGACACCGAGGAGGUCGAGGUCAUCGACUGCUCUGACGCACGCGCUUGUUGUGCCGAGACCUGGAAGGAGGCCCCGAGGACGUCCUGGAAACGCCACACAGUUGCACACAGCGCCUAGGAUACAAAGCCCUAUUUCUCAGCAUCUCGAGAAAGAGAAGAACUCGGCGCGCAACAGCCGGCGAAGACGGGUGAGCGAGGGUGGCGGGAGCCGCGAGAAGCUAGAGAAGGAAGCGGUAGGCGAGAGCAAUCCAUCCACGCGGCAGGCGGAGGACAGGGAGAAUAAAGGUCCGGCGUCGGGCAGGCCCGGCAAUCGUAUACCACGGACCGUAUUGGAGGAGGCGAACAGCGCGUCGAGCAGCGCAUCGGAGUAA